Molecule: messenger RNA, 1332 nt
Organism: Sordaria macrospora k-hell
Lineage: Eukaryota; Fungi; Ascomycota; Sordariomycetes; Sordariales; Sordariaceae
Source: RefSeq, a predicted model, not a curated record
AUGGGCAUCACAAAAACCCUCCAACGCCUCCGCCUCCUCCGCCCAGAUGAAUGGGACCCCCCAACGCCCCUAAACCACCUCCUCACCAACCUCCAAUCCUUCCCCCUUUACAUAAUUCCCAUCCCCCUCCCCCUCCUCCGCCUUGUUAUCUCUCACCUCUACCGUCUCUUUCUCUUUCUCAGAGGCCACGUCUUCCACCCUCCUUCCAACUUAUCUCCAAUCCGCGUGGUCUGCAUCUCCGACACGCACGACACGGAACUAUCGCUCGAAAAAAUCCCAGAGGGGGGAGAAGGAGGACUGUUAAUCCACGCGGGGGAUUUAACUGAUGAUGGGUCCAAAGAGGGGAUUCAGCGGCAAUUGGAUUGGUUAGGUGAAGUUAAGAGGCAGAAGGGGUUUGAAAAGGUGUUGGUGAUCGGGGGGAAUCAUGAUGGGUGGUUUGAUGAUCGCCCGGAGGAGGGCGCGAGGAGGGUGUUGACUGGGAGUGUUUUUGGGGACAUGGAUGGUGGUGAUGGGAAGUUAAGGUGGCCUGAGGGGGUACAUUAUCUGGAUGGAAUGGGGAUGGGGAUGGGUGGAAACGGAGGUGAAGGUGAAGGUGAAGGGGAAGGGGUGAUGACGAUUGCGUUCUUUGAGGGGAAGGCGAAGGGGAGGAAGUUGAAUGUUUGGGGAUGGGGAGGGGUGCCGAGGUGUGGUGGGCCGGAGCAUGCAUUCCAAUACGACCGCCCCGAUCACCCCUGGACGAACCGCAUCCCCCUCGAAACCGACAUCCUAAUCACGCACACCCCUCCCCGCCACCACCUCGACCUCGACCUCGGCUGCGCCGGCCUUCUCGCUGAGCUCUGGCGCGUCAAGCCUAAGCUACACGUCUUCGGCCACAUCCACUGGGGCGCCGGCAGCGAAGCCGUCUACUACGACGAGUGCCAGCGGGCGUACGAGUCGCUCAUGGCGCGCGGCGCUGACGUUCCGUUUCCGCCGGCUUUUCCCUCGUUGUUUUCUUUCCCGCCGGCUUCUUCAGCCUCUGUUCAGUCUGCCUCGCCGAAUCAGGAACCUUCCAAGAUGCUGGUGAAGCAGAGGCCGACGAAUUUGGUGAAUAUCUUGCUGUUGCCGGUUUAUUUUGGGGUGGCGUUGAGUUUGUAUCUGGUGGAAAUUAUUGAGAGAGUCGGGAUGGACCUGAUGGAUGCCGCAAGGGUGAUUUGGUAUGGGGCCACUGCUGUUGUUUGGAAGUGGGUUAUGCAAGGGCCGGGGACGAAUAAUGGGGGUCUGUUGGUGAAUUCCAGUGUUACUUAUGGGAAUACGGGAAGGGUGGUUAAUCCUGUUCAGGUUGUUGAGUUGUGA